Messenger RNA from Neoarius graeffei (lesser salmon catfish), 1483 nucleotides. It is a transcript of the gene kcnv1, whose product is annotated as potassium voltage-gated channel modifier subfamily V member 1. Gene Ontology annotation, cellular component: membrane; voltage-gated potassium channel complex. Gene Ontology annotation, biological process: potassium ion transmembrane transport; protein homooligomerization. Gene Ontology annotation, molecular function: voltage-gated potassium channel activity; protein binding. The record is from RefSeq and is a predicted model, not a curated record. Bases 1 to 1458 code for a protein of 485 amino acids. The transcript has 2 exons. NCBI's taxonomy places the organism in Eukaryota, Metazoa, Chordata, Actinopteri, Siluriformes, Ariidae.
AUGAUUAGUGAUGCAUCAAGUGCAGCAGAGUUCCAUGGGGACAGUUCCUCGGUGUUGUCUGAGGAUUCCAGUGUAUUCUUCAGUGAACCCCCUCCACCAAGUGACAAUCUGCUGGACUUCUUCAUCAUUAAUGUCGGAGGAAGCCGCUACAUUUUAUCUCAGGAGCUGCUGGCCUCUCACCCAGAGACACGCCUGGGCAAGCUAGCGCUCUCCACCCAAGACUCGGCUUUAGACCUGUGCGAUGAUGCAGACUUUCUGGAAAACGAAUACUUCUUUGACCGCAACUCUCAAACCUUCCAAUACAUCAUGAACUUUUACAAGACAGGCCAUCUGCAUGUUAGAGAGGAACUAUGUGUGUUCUCGUUCCUGCAAGAAAUUGAAUAUUGGGGUAUCGAUGAGCUCCGCAUAGACCACUGUUGCAGGGACAGGUACUACCGCAAGAAAGAGAUCAAAGAAUCCAUAGAUAUUGAAAAAGAUGUCGAAAUAAAUAGUGUGGAGGACGACUUCAGUGGAGUACUGUGUGAGGACAUUCGCCGGCGUCUCUGGGACCUCAUGGAGAAGCCAGAUUCAUCCAAGGCAGCAAAAACCUAUGGGACGUUGUCUAUGUUCUUUGUAAUUGUGUCCAUCGUGAACAUGGCUCUGAUCUCUCUGGACUUUACUAUCCUUGGUGCACCUGUCUUGGAUAUUCUUGAGUACAUCUGUAUUGUGUGGUUCACCGGGGAGCUGGUGCUCAGGUUCAUGUGUGUGAAGAACAAAUGUAAAUUCAGCAGGAGUGUGGUGAACAUCAUUGACCUGCUGGCCAUCCUGCCUUUCUAUAUCACUCUAGCAGUGGAAAAUCUGUAUGGCGGGUCAACAGAAUUGGAGAACGUGGGACGGGUAGUGCAGGUCCUGCGACUGAUGAGGUCUCUCAGAAUGCUGAAACUUGGACGUCAUUCCACAGGUCUGAAGUCUUUGGGCAUGACGAUCACUCAGUGCUAUGAGGAGGUGGGCCUGCUGAUGCUCUUCCUCUCUGUGGGCAUUUCUAUCUUCGCCAUGGUGGAAUAUGCCAUUGAGCAUGACAUGCCUGAGACUACAUUCACCAACGUGCCUUGUGCCUGGUGGUGGGCCACCACAUCCAUGACUACCGUGGGCUAUGGGGACAUCCGCCCAGACACAGUCACUGGCAAGGUCAUAGCCUUCCUCUGCAUCCUCUCGGGCAUCCUUGUCCUCGCCCUACCCAUUGCCAUCAUCAAUGACCGCUUCUCAGUCUGCUACUUCACGCUGAAGAUGAAGGAGGUAGCACUACGGCACAGUGAGGCACUGAAGCGUCUGAAGCGCAACUCAACCUCAGAUGAGCUGCAGCCAGCAGUAGGGCUAAACCUGCGCGAUACCUAUGCCCACAGUGUGCUAGAACUGCUGCGGCUGUACAGCAGAGGGAGGACGAGCACGCACAGCAGCGCAGCAGAAGACGUCUGGUGAUAGUGGGACACAACAAAGAAAACUU